AUGGCUACAGGACAGAAACUUUAUCCUCGAGCCAAUCUUAAGAAGAUUGUUAAAGCUCAUUCCAAGCGUAAUCUCACCAAAAAUGUUGAUGUAUUGAUCUUCCUCGAUUAUAUGCUAUUUCUCGAAACGUUAAUGAAGGAAGCUGGUAUCAAUGCGAAGCAGGCUGGAGAGCGUAGCAUUAGUGCCAAGAGUAUUAAAAAGGUUACUGAAGUACGAUACCAUUGGUGGUCGACAAGCAUGAGGAGGAAGAAGAAGAAGAAGAAGAAGAAGAAGAAGAAGAAGAAGAAGAAGAAGAAGAAGAAGAAGAAGAAGAAGAAGAAGAAUGUAUUGGACUGA
Messenger RNA from Botrytis fragariae, 336 nucleotides. RefSeq lists its product as uncharacterized. The coding region runs from base 1 to 336 and encodes 111 amino acids. The transcript has 4 exons. Gene Ontology annotation, molecular function: protein heterodimerization activity. Gene Ontology annotation, cellular component: kinetochore; nucleoplasm. Gene Ontology annotation, biological process: chromosome segregation; mitotic cell cycle; kinetochore assembly. NCBI's taxonomy places the organism in Eukaryota, Fungi, Ascomycota, Leotiomycetes, Helotiales, Sclerotiniaceae. The record is from RefSeq and is a predicted model, not a curated record.